AGUGCCGCAGCCGUAGUCCGUAUUUUUCUGCGCUAUUCUCCGCCGGAGCCUCUUCAAACUGGCUAAAAUGCUGAACUGCAACGGACGUUCCAAGUUUUCAGUUUUCAGUUUCGGUUGCGGUUUUGGUCAUUCCCAAGCCCAUUACUGAUCAAGUGGAUAGUGGAUAUAUCGUUGGCUCUGAGGCAAUGAGCCACCACCAGCAGCAGCAGCAGCAGCAGUUCCAUCAUUACCAUCAUCACAUCCAUCAGGUUCAAUCGGAAUCGCAAUUGGAGCAACGUAACUCCGAUCUGGAGCACAAUUCCAAUAGGAAUACGAAUCGCAUUGGUUCUUCGAUGGAUUUCAAAAACCUAUGCCAGCGCAUCGAUGUGGACGGUUUGAAAGCCAAAUUGCCACAGCUUAAGCUGCCCAAAUCGUUGCCCAAGUUGCGUGGUCGCAAGAUUUUCCGCAGCUCCAAGAGCGGAGCAGACGGAGCAGCAGGGGGAUCAUCAAAAGAUGGAGCAGGAGGAGGACAGCAACAACAAACCCAUCUCCAGGUGGCAGCGCAAUCGCAGCAGUUCAUCAACAGGACGCCCCAGAGGAUCUCCACAAUCAGUUCACUGAUGUACGAAGGCGAACAGGAGGAGAUCCGGGCAAGUCUUGGAAGAUCGCAGCCGGGAACGUACAGAAGUGCUGGUAGUCUUGAUGAUGAUUACUAUGCACCUGGCAGCGGGGAGAGAGCUUCGCGUCCAAUUAGUCCCAUUAAAAUACCAGUUGGUGGGACAGAUGAUACUGGAAAUUCCCGCACCACAUUAACCCAACGAUUGCAGAGGGGUUACAAGAGCCUGAGUGAACUGAGGAUCAAGCACAUCUUUGCCAAGCAGACGACAGUGCGAAAGGACAACAUCGAGGUGGAUCGCUAUGUAGAGCAAUAUGAGCGGGAACUCAAAUCGGAGAAGCGGGCUCGGGAACGCAGGGAUCGUGAGAUAGCCGAGAACUAUGACAUCAAGAUCAAGACCUUGGCGGGUACUCGGCAAAAUACCUUCGACGAUGACGAAGUGGAGCACGAGCAGUUCGAGAAGGGCAAGAUUAGCCAUGAAACGGAUGAGAGUGGCAUGGAGGCCACACCACCAUUACCUAGUCGUCGAAAGCCAGGUAUAGCUGCCACCAGAUUCGCCAAGGUUAGAAAGCCUCCCUUGGAGAUGGAGGAGCAGCAGCAGCAAACAGGUGACGAGGAUUCAAAGGAAUCGCCACCAAGAAAGCAAACUCCACCACGUCCCAGUAGCUAUAAGCAAUUGCUCAACAAGUUGCCACAUCUACCAAGUCUCCCGAGCCUUCCCCAGCUUACCAGGAGCAAAGAGGAGACUCCCAAAACGGAGGAAAAUGCCGAGGCCAAUAAUCCCAGUUCCAAGUUGGGCAUAAGGCAAAAUAUCAAGAGACUUCGAAAGUCCAUCAAACGUCCAGCCAAGAUUAAAACCAAGGUUACAGCUCCAGACUCGGAUGAGGACGAAGACGUGACCGAGGGCGAUAGACCUAAAGAGCCACCCGUCAAGAGCUCUUCUGCAAAUCUCAGAGCUCGUCUCAGCCGUUUUGCAUCCACAGAACAGCUUCAGCAGCGUUGGCGAAAGAGCUUCAAGGGUUCCAGGGAAACCAAAGAUGGUGACCCGAAGCAGGGGGAUAAUGUAGAACCAUCUUCUGGUGCUGCUGCAUCUGGAAUUCUGGGUGGUCUGCUUCUUGGCUCUCAACUAGAAAAGACCCUGACCAAACUCAACGAGAAGAUGCACCAGAUCAAGUUUUUUCAGCGGCACUCCAACAGCCAAAACUCGGCCUCGUCGCAGCAACCCAAACCCAAUACCGUGGGUCACGAACCGGUCGAAAUCGAUGAUGAAGAACUGGCGGCCACCUACCAUCGCACCGACAGUCUCGAGAAUGAAAACGGAAACGAUGACAGUGGCGAGGACAUAUCCGCUGAGGAGGCAUUUGGCCAGAUCCAGCAAGAGGAUCAGGAUCAGGAUCAGACGAAGAGCAGCAACUCAUCCGUAUCGGGAACUUCGACCACCCACGCUGCUCGCCAGAUGGCGAAGCUGGCUGAGAUACAGGCGGCGUCGAAGAGCGGAGCGGCUGCCUGGAGCAGUGAAUCGCUGGAGGAGAUCGCCGACGAGGACUACCCAAGGGUACUCAUCCACCAAGAGCACUCCGAUGCCUACGAAUCCACGCUGAUCAUAGCGGUGGCCUCGAAAGGUGGUUCGGUAUCUCCAGCUCUUCGAACUUCUGGCUAUUCGCCUUGUCUUGGACUUAAAGCUUCUCCAGCAACUGGAAUACGGACUUCUCCCUAUCCCGAGAUCAAAAUCUCCUCAUCUGGACCACAAAGCUUGUCCUAUUCUCCCACUACUAGUUAUCCUGACCAGACGACGACCAAUAGAUCUCCAUCUCCGGAAUUCAAAACACCUGCAGGUGGCAUUAAAGUCUCACCAUCUGAGGCCAGUGUUUGGUUGCCCAACGAACAGAUCAUAGCUGGCUUCAAGGAGCAGACAUCCUGGCCAGCUCCAGCCUUGUACAAGCCUAAGAGCAUUGAUAUAUUCGAGGCCUCAGCCGGAGGAUCAGCUGCCUUUGCCGAUUUCGAUGAAGCCCUGCGUAAUGCCCCCGUUUUGAGGAUCAGUGCUGGGAGUAGUAUCGAUACCAGUGGCGAGGAGGCGGAUGACAGUAGUUCCCGGGUCACAAGGAUUCGUGUGCAGAGUCCACAGAUCGGAAAUAGUAGAGAGAGUCUGAUGGCUCAGGAGGAGGAAGACGAAGAGGAGGUAGAAGUUGAUCGGGACUCGGAGGAGGACAGAGACCCCUCGGAGCGACCGCCAUCGGAGUCGCCACCACCACCGCCACUUCCACAACGACGUCCGCCUCCGAAACGCCCAGCCACGCCUCCCAUUUACGAUGCAGUGCCACCACCGCUGCCAAUUAGCAAACCUCCGCCACCACCACCGGCAGAAACUCCAACUCCAUUUGUGACACCAGUUCCUGUUCCUGUUCCUGUACCCUCGCCAGUUCCCCUCAGCCGGGGAGGAAUCCCCCAGAGAAGCGCCUCCAUGUCGCGACCAGCCAAACCACUGGUCAAAACCAGUUCCCUGCGCCUCACAUACAACGAACAAGUCCGACCCGGUGAUGUGGGCAAGGUCAAUAAGCUGAUAUCUCGUUUCGAGGGCGGAAGACCCCGGCUCUGUCCAAGGAGAAUGCACAGCGAGGAGUUAGAGCGUUGUGGUCAUGGGGAUGAAGAGGAACCCGAGAUGGAGCAAAUCCUGGAACUGCAAAUAACCGAAAAACGAGUCAUCGCGGACUCGGUGACACCAACAAAUCGAGCACCUGUGGUCAUACCACAGAUAACACUCAAUAACAAUAAUGAACGACAAUCGGAUUCCGAUCAGGAUGAGAUUGCCAAAAGUAGAAAAAAGCAAUCCAUGGAUUUGGCUUUGGAUCGUCAGAACUCGAAUUGCAGCAGAUCCGAAUAUGGUUCACCAUUAUCCUUCCCCAGCAGCCGGCGCAGUUCCACGCCCACGAAUCUCAAUGCCAAUGCGAAUCCAAUACCAAGUCUCAUUACCAAUCCCAACCAGAAUUCUGUCCAAAGCCUGCAGCAACAACGACGUAGCCGACGAUCCAUGACCCGCGACGAUGACAAUUUCUAUAGCUUCGAUAGCGACGAAGAGAACAGCUACUACUCUAUAAGUCCCUCGGGCAGCAGUCGCUAUGUGGUGGAGAUCUGAGCGAAAGUAAAGGACUAUAUAUGUAUAUAGGUUAAGGCCCCUUAAUAUUUGAGCCACACAAAUUGAACAAAAAUCGUAAAAUAUUAAUUCAGAAUUAAUCAAAAGUAGUAUCAGUAGCCGAAAUAUUUUUUAAUUGCCCAAAAAUUGAAAUUUAAAGAGAAGUUAUCAAGAUGUCUGCUUUACCAGCAAAACUUUAAUAUUUUUUUUUUCUCUAGCUUAAGCUUUUAUUUAACAAAAGCAAGUACAAGUUGUAUAACUUUAAAGAAAAUACAAAAAUAAACAAGCGAUAUAAAUAUCGUAUAUAUUAAACAAGCAAAUAUUUAAGCUCCUUAUCGAAAUUUAAAAGUUAAUUCAUUUAGAAGAACUUUUCGGUAGAUA
Messenger RNA from Drosophila eugracilis, 4106 nucleotides. It is a transcript of the gene PIP82, whose product is annotated as actin cytoskeleton-regulatory complex protein PAN1. The transcript has 3 exons. The record is from RefSeq and is a predicted model, not a curated record. NCBI's taxonomy places the organism in Eukaryota, Metazoa, Arthropoda, Insecta, Diptera, Drosophilidae. Bases 186 to 3728 code for a protein of 1180 amino acids.